AUGAGUUCUCAGGCCAUACUUCUUGCUUUGCUUUCUAUAGUUUCUGCUCAGUGUGUCACCUCUGAGGCUCCAGAUGCUGCUGAUGGCCCAUUAUUCGCAUCAAUUACUGCUGUUGAGAGCAAUCUUGACAUCCUUAACAGCCUUGUACAGUCAUGGUCAAAGUAUGAUGGUAUCUUGGGUGCGAUAGACAUCCAACAGAACUUCUACCCUCUCUACAGAGCUUGUACAAGCUUGAACGAUCAAGCUGGCAAAUUGACUGUUGUCGAGUCCAAGAACGUUGCCAACUACAUCAGCUCCAUGAACGGGCUUGUCGCUGAGAUUAGCACUCUUAUUGGAUCUUUGAAUGAGAAGGCUAAUGAUAUGAUCAGUGUUGGCGCUGGCAGUAUCGUCUCCGGUGAUAUUGUCUCUCUCGCUGGCCCCGCCUCUGACAUUGAGGUUAAGCUUUUUGCCAAUCUACCUUCUGAUGCUCCCUGCAUCCAGAUCGCUUCUGCUGCUGAGGUGGCUUCCAACAUGGAUGCAGCAUACAAAAAUGCUGCUGCCUCAUACACCAUCACCAAGGGUAUUCCUGAGUUCCCUGCUGCCCCUAGUGUCUGUUCUAGUUAUUGCACCGAAAGUUCUGCAACUCCUACUUCUUCUCCUGCCACUUCGAGCACCAGCCCUACUACCCCGGGCACCAGUUCUACUACCCCGAGUAGCUCUCCUGCUGCUCCUGCCAGCUCUUCUCCUGCCGAUGGCAAGUCGUCUACUGCUCCUGCCAGCUCUUCUCCUGCCGAUGGCAAGUCGUCUACUGCUCCUGCCAGCUCCUGCCCUACCGAUUGCAAGUCGUCUCCUGCUCCUGCCAGCUCCUCUCCUGCCGAUGGCAAGUCUUCUGAUGCUCCUGCCAGCUCUCCUCCUGCCGAUGGCAAGUCCUCUGCUGCUCCUGCCACCUCUUCUGCUGCUUCUGAGGGUCCAUGCGUUACUUCUGCCCCUGCCCAGCCGAUUCAGCCAGCCUUUGGCUCCUCUCUCGAUGCGGUUAUCGCACCUCUUACUUCUCUCAACGCACUUGUCGAGAAGUGGUCAGUAGCUGAUGGUCUUCCAGGUGGUUUGUCCAUCCAAGAGGGCUACCAACCUCUUUACGAUGCCGUUAUGAACCUCAAGCAAGCCGCUGGUGGGCUUACAAGCUUCGAGGCCGACGACACUGUUGGCUACAUCCAGACGUUCGGUGCUCUUGUUAGUGAUAUCAGCGCUUUGCUUGGCAAUCUUAACGCCAAGGCCCAAGACUUCACUGCGGUUGGUGCUGCCCAGAUUGUUCAGAACGAUAUCUCUUCUCUCGCCGGCCCUGCUUCUGAGAUUGCUGUUUCCAUUUUCAACCAGGUACCUACCGACGCUCCCUGCCCCGUCGUCACCUCUGCUGGCGCUGUUGGCUCUAGCCUUGGUGCUGCUUUCUCAAGUGCUGGUGCGACAUUCAGUGUCCCGAAUGUCCCUGAGUUCCCUGCUGCCGCUACCGCUUGCUUGACCUACUGCGGUGGUGAGACAGCUGCUCCUACCGGCCCUGCCGCGCCCAGCACACCUCCUAGCUCUGCCACCGCUCCCGCUGGCAACGCUACUACCUCUGGUGCUCCGGAUGAAACUGUGACCACUGUUGUCACCGCUUUUACCACCUACUGCCCUGAGCCUACCACCUUGUGCCCUGGAAAUGGCAAGUGCUACACCGUUACUGAGCCCACCACUUUGACGGUCACUGACUGCCCCUGCACCAUCCCCGAGGAAAGGGAAACUACAACUACCGUUGUCACUGCUAUUACUACCUACUGCCCUGAGCCUACCACCUUGUGCCCCGGAAAUGGUAAGUGCUACACCGUCACUGAACCCACUACUUUGACGGUCACUGACUGCCCCUGUACUAUCACCAAGAAGGAAGAGGCUACCACACACAAGGUCACUGCUGCAACUACUUUGACGGUCAACGGUGGCGCCAAGACCCAUGCUCCUGAGGCUACUGCUCCCGUUGCCACUCUCCCUGUCGAGCAAGGCACUGGUGUGACUCCUGCCAACGGCGCUUCUAGCCUCGCCGCUGGUUUGUAUGUCGCGGUCGCAGGUAUUGCCGCUAUCGCUCUGCUUUAA
Wickerhamiella sorbophila is the source of this 2103-nucleotide messenger RNA. RefSeq lists its product as hypothetical. The record is from RefSeq and is a predicted model, not a curated record. Gene Ontology annotation, biological process: fungal-type cell wall organization. Gene Ontology annotation, cellular component: fungal-type cell wall. Gene Ontology annotation, molecular function: structural constituent of cell wall. The transcript has a single exon. The coding region runs from base 1 to 2103 and encodes 700 amino acids. Lineage: Eukaryota; Fungi; Ascomycota; Dipodascomycetes; Dipodascales; Trichomonascaceae.